CUCCGAUUGGCUGGCGCGUGGGGUCUCAUACAAUUUGCAUUGCUCACUUAAUAUCAGACGUUGGUUAAUACGGAGAGGGCUCCGUUAGACAGCAACAAACGGGUGAUACUAAGACUAGGUGACGUCAUGUGUAAAUGUGUGGCGACUCCGUGCGUGGUACAAAAAGCUCAAAAAAAUAUUUGUCGUUCUGAAAUUUCAUAUUCAAAAGCAAAAAAUACUUUGUGCCGGGGACACACACAUCUGAUAAAUAUUCACAGGUUGUAAGAAGGUCACAUUCACGAAUGUUUGUGUUUUUCUGUUUCGUUGCAGCUCUCGUUGUUCGAUACUUGACGCAUCGCUUCAUCGGUGACUACGAUGCUAAUUUAGAAUCCAUAUACACCCAGUCAGCGAAGAUUGACGAUCAGCACAUCAAUAUCAACUUGGUAGACACCGCCGGGGAAUUUGAUUUUGAAAGUCCAGCGAGGCAGGAGCAGAUCCGUACCUCCGACGGACUGGUGCUAGUCUACUCCCUGGUGGACAGGGACAGCUUCGAUUACCUUUCCUACAUCCAGCAAUUCAUCUCCAGAGUGCCCGGGCGUGACUCCGAAAAAAUUCCCGCCAUCAUCAUCGCCAACAAGUCGGACCUCUGCCACCUGCGCACCGUGUCGCCGACAGAGGGCGCUGACUUCGCCAAAGAGCUGGGCUGUCCUUACUACGAACUGUCCGCCAGCGAGAGUUACAUCGACAUUGGCGAUGCUCUACACGACCUGUGCCGGGAGAUUUACCGGGCAGAGAAGAGGGCAAAAGUCAAGAAGAUAUCGGCCCGGCUACAACUGCGCCAGACCAUUAAGAACUUCACCGACCGCCAUAUUUACAGAUCGAGAACGAACACGUUGUAACGUCGGUGCGCAUGCGUACUGGAGCCAAGAUGAAUUCCAUAGUUUUUUCCCCGUCGGUCCGUCGAAUUAUUCGAGUUCCUCUUCGUCACAUUUCUUGCAAGAACUUGUUCUCGGCAGUCGAAUAUUUUUCCCAAGGAUUUUUUUCUAUUUCAUGAAAUGCAUGAGAAAUGGAUACAUGUAUCUUCCUGUAAUGAAAUUCUAUGACGCUCUGUCCAUCAAUAAUUCCGUUGGCACAUAUAUUGACGAUCUAUAUUAUGCACGUUAUUUCAAUGUUAUCAAAUAUCGAAAUUCUAUCAUCUACUAGUGUAGCAAUAUAACAAUAUCCUUUCUUUAUGCGUAAAAACAGUAGUGUGACAAUGUUAGUGUCAUGAGGAUAUUGUCUUUUAUUGCAAUGUAUACAAGUCAUGUAGUCUUUUGUCAAUUCCGUAUUCAUGAUUACUUUGAGUGUUCUUAUGAUGGAAGUUGUUUAUUAUUUAUGUAAAAUGUCGCGUAUUCCUUUUAGAAAUAUAUUUUCGCACGUAUGACCAUCAUGCAACUUCUACACAGAAUGAGUCAAAAGGAAACCCAACUGUCAGGGCCAUUUUAAAUGACGUUCUGCUUGUAGAAAUUUCGAAAAUUUAGGAUAAUGGAAGCCCAAUUAAUAACUUUUCUUUUAGUACAAGAAUCAUUCAAAUCACUCAUGUACUUUUCAAUUCACGGAAUUUUAAACACAAAGACCGUUAAUUAGAAUCUUGAUAACGACCUCGAUUUCAGACUCGCAUAUUGUGCGAGAAAACAAAUUGCGACCUUUAAAUAUAUUGCGCUUUACACUGAUUACCAAUUAACUAUAUCCACGUUAUUACGUCAAUAAAUAACAAAGGACAUUCAA
Patiria miniata (bat star) is the source of this 1746-nucleotide messenger RNA. Its product is annotated as ras-like protein family member 11B. NCBI's taxonomy places the organism in Eukaryota, Metazoa, Echinodermata, Asteroidea, Valvatida, Asterinidae. Bases 282 to 878 code for a protein of 198 amino acids. The transcript has 3 exons. The record is from RefSeq and is a predicted model, not a curated record. Gene Ontology annotation, molecular function: GTP binding; GTPase activity.